UAUAAAACCAACACUUGCUUGUUCCACUUGCAUACACCAACACGACUGUUCUUGAUUUUCUUGAUCUUCUUGACAUCAGAAGCUUCAUUUUUGGAGAUCCAAAAAUGGGUUUCUUGGUAUUAAUACGGGCUUUCUUGAUUUCUAAUCUUUUAGUCUUUUGCUCACUACCCAUUUGCUCAGAUGCUUCUUUUAGCUCAGUUUCUGCUUCUGAGAUUCCCGAAAAGUUUCUAAAUUUAGCUAAGAGCCCAGAAGUGUUUGAUUGGAUGGUGAGUAUUAGGAGAAAGAUACAUGAGAAUCCUGAACUGGGCUAUGAAGAAUUUGAGACCAGUAAGCUUAUAAGAGCAGAGCUAGAUAAGUUGGGAGUCAAGUACAAAUAUCCAGUUGCAGUUACAGGUGUUGUUGGUUACAUUGGUUCUGGUGAAGCUCCUUUUGUGGCCCUGAGGGCUGACAUGGAUGCACUUUCAAUGCAGGAAAUGGUUGAAUGGAAGCACAAGAGUAAAAAUCCUGGUAAGAUGCACGCUUGUGGGCAUGAUGCACAUGUUGCAAUGCUGCUUGGUGCCGCAAAGAUACUUCAAGAGCACCGUGAAUCUUUGAAGGGUACAGUUGUUCUUAUUUUUCAACCUGCGGAGGAAGGAGGUGGAGGAGCAAAGAGAAUUGUAGAUGCAGGGAUACUAAAGAAUGUCAAAGCCAUCUUUGGUUUGCAUGUUUCACCUGGAUUGCCUGUAGGGAAGGUGUCUUCCAGGCAUGGCCCUCUUUUGGCUGGAACAGGCUUUUUUGAAGCUGUGAUAAGUGGGAAGGGGGGUCAUGCUGCCAUUCCGCACCACUCAAUUGACCCUAUUUUAGCGGCUUCAUACAUAGUUGUAAGUUUACAGCAUCUUGUCUCACGGGAAGCAGAUCCUCUUGACUCUCAGGUUGUUACAGUUGCAAAAUUCCAAGGAGGCGGUGCAUUCAACGUCAUUCCUGAUUCUGUAGUCAUUGGUGGCACAUUCAGAACAUUCUCUAAGGAUACAUUUGUGCACCUGAAGAUGCGAAUUGAGGAGGUUAUAAUUCAACAAGCAGCUGUACAGAGGUGUAAUGCAACUGUAGAUUUCCUAUCAAGUGAGAAACCGUGUUGUCCGCCUACUGUAAAUAAUGAAGCCUUGCACCAGUACUUUCAAAAUGUCGCAGGAGAUGUACUGGGCAUUUCUAAUGUGGAACACAUGCAACCAUUGAUGGGAUCUGAAGAUUUUUCAUUCUACCAAGAGGCCAUACCAGGCUACUUUUAUUUCCUCGGUAUGAAAAAUGAAACAAAGGGAAAAUUUCCUUCACCACACUCACCUUAUUUUGAAAUCAAUGAAGAUGCAUUUCCAUUUGGUGCUGCCCUUCACGCUACACUAGCUGCUAGACACCUUAUUGAAAUCCAAACAAAAACUCCUCUGAUAAGGGAUGAUCAUCACGACGAAUUGUAAGGUGCCUUGUAGAGUUAUAUGGACCCAAAAUUGGUCCAAACACCUCUAGUAUUUGAUGGAGGCUUAAAUCACACAGAGAUGUAAAAUAUCCGAUUCAUUCAACUCCUUAUUGCUAAAAAUCAGGAUAUCUAAAUAAGAAAGUGAAACUUAGAGUACCCUAUCUUAUGUAAAUAGGGGUCAGAUUUUGCAUCAGGUAUCCUGUGAAUUUUUGUAUAUUUAAAUCUCAUUUCAUGUAAAAAUAGCUUCUUGCUUACAGAUACAAUGAUAAGAGCAAGUCUGUUCUGGUUUAUGCAAUUUUUGAAACUGCUUCUCA
Daucus carota subsp. sativus is the source of this 1761-nucleotide messenger RNA. Its product is annotated as IAA-amino acid hydrolase ILR1-like 4. The transcript is spliced from 5 exons. Gene Ontology annotation, molecular function: IAA-Ala conjugate hydrolase activity. NCBI's taxonomy places the organism in Eukaryota, Viridiplantae, Streptophyta, Magnoliopsida, Apiales, Apiaceae. Gene Ontology annotation, cellular component: endoplasmic reticulum. The coding region runs from base 105 to 1448 and encodes 447 amino acids. The record is from RefSeq and is a predicted model, not a curated record. Gene Ontology annotation, biological process: auxin metabolic process.